Messenger RNA from Prunus persica (peach), 2111 nucleotides. Its product is annotated as equilibrative nucleotide transporter 3. The record is from RefSeq and is a predicted model, not a curated record. Lineage: Eukaryota; Viridiplantae; Streptophyta; Magnoliopsida; Rosales; Rosaceae. Bases 558 to 1823 code for a protein of 421 amino acids. The transcript has 10 exons. Gene Ontology annotation, biological process: nucleoside transmembrane transport. Gene Ontology annotation, molecular function: nucleoside transmembrane transporter activity. Gene Ontology annotation, cellular component: plasma membrane.
UCCUCCAAGCAAACGAAAGUUUUUCGUCGCUUUGUCUUGCAUCUGAGCGAAGCUAGUUGUUUUACAAGUCAAUAUCUUGGAAGAUUCUUCUUUUAUAUAUUCAUUUCUGCAGCACCUUCCCUGUUUCCAUUCCUGGUUCUUGCGCCUCAGCUUUUAGCCAUUGUCAAUCUCAUUCAUCAAUCACAUCACAGCCAACUUCCACUUUUCUUUUUGGCUUUUAAAUUCCACAGCCUGCUGUCAUUUUUGCUUUCAUAUUCAGAUUACUUCACACACAGUCUAUCCACCCAACCCAAUCUUCUCAAAAACACUACAGAAUCUCAUAUCUCUUUUUCUGUCCACGUGGGCAAUGAUAAAAGCCUGCAAUAAUUUGUAUAUUUAAUUCCUGCUUCUCUACAAGCAUUGCCUUUGUAUAUUGCUUGAACAAGUCAAAACCCCUGUCGUCCAGUUUCUUAAUCAUCUUUUAUAUUCUUCUUGAUUCUGGAAACAGUGAAGGAUAUACUAUUGAAAACCCGGUUGCAUAUUCAAGUCAGCCUUAGGAAUCUACUCAGGGACUAGCCAUGACAGAGGACAAUGAAAGCAGGGCUUCAAUUAAGCAUGAGGGACAUUAUAAAGCUAUGGCGGUUUGUUGGUUUCUGGGGCUGGGCUCCCUUGUCGCUUGGAACAGUCUGCUGACUAUAGGAGAUUACUAUUAUAACUUGUUUCCAGCGAGUUACCACCCGUCGCGGGUUCUUACCCUUGUUUAUCAACCAUUUGCACUUAUUACUAUGGUAACACUAGCAUACCAUGAAGCAAAGUUGAACACCAGGAAGAGGAACUUAAUUGGAUAUGCUCUCUUCUUCCUUGGGACCUUGAUGCUAAUAGUGGUGGAUUUAGCUACGUCUGGGAGUGGAGCAAUUGGACCCUAUAUUGGUAUAUGUGCAUGUGUUGGUGCAUUUGGGGUUGCAGAUGCCCAUGUUCAAGGUGGAAUGGUCGGAGACCUGUCUUUUAUGCAUCCUGAAUUCAUCCAGUCCUUCUUUGCUGGCUUGGCUGCAUCAGGUGCUCUAACCUCUGGCAUGAGGCUGAUGACAAAAGCUGCCUUCGAGAAGUAUCACAAUGGUCUUCGUAAGGGGGCGAUGAUGUUCCUUGCAAUUUCCACACUCAUCGAGUUUCUGUGUAUUCUUCUAUAUGCAAUUUACUUCCCUAGAUUGCCUAUAGUAAAGUACUACCGCUCAAAGGCAGCCUCAGAAGGCUCUAAAACUGUAUCCGCUGAUCUUGCUGCUGCUGGCAUCCAAACACAAGCAGACAUAGAAGUCUCAAAUGAUACUAAAAUACUUCCAACUCGACUGAGCACUAAGCAAUUGUUCAUGCAGAAUAUAGAUUAUGCACUUGACUUGUUUCUGAUAUAUGUGCUGACAUUAUCAAUCUUCCCCGGCUUCAUAUUUGAAAAUACCGGAAAACACCAGUUGGGCACAUGGUAUCCACUUGUUCUGGUGGCAAUGUACAAUGUGUUGGAUUUGAUAUCAAGAUACAUACCCCUUGUGAAAUGCCUGAAGAUCGAAUCCAGAAAGGGCCUCAUGAUUACAAUUCUAUCGCGUUUCCUGUUCGUUCCAGCAUACUACUUCACCGGAAAAUACGGCGACCAGGGAUGGAUGAUCUUGCUCACAUCAGUCUUAGGAUUAACAAAUGGUUAUCUCACUGUAUGUGUCAUGACAGUGGCACCCAAGGGUUACAAGGGACCUGAGCAAAAUGCCUUGGGAAAUAUACUUGUGUUGUGUCUUUUGUGCGGCAUAUUUGCAGGAGUUUCCCUUGACUGGUUAUGGCUCAUUGGCAAGAGCAAAUUUUAAGGAGCCGAAGUGUGAUCACCAAGAAAUAAAGUUGCUCUAGUUUGAAUGCUAAUUUCAUGAUCGGCUGAAUUGAAGACCAAAUAGGAACUACUUCUCGCAACCUUGUAAAUUAUUGGUUUUCUUUCUUGAAUUAAGAUUAUAGAAGAAGAUUAAUCUCUUGAUCUUGAACCACACUCUGAGCCUCAGGCUCAGCCUCACUUAAACCCCAGCAUGUUGAAUCUUGAUGAUCUCUCCGACCUUGUAUUGAUAGAAAUCAUUUGUCGACUUCCCCUUGCAUCUGCAGCUCAA